Messenger RNA from Colletotrichum higginsianum IMI 349063, 1179 nucleotides. RefSeq names its product NADH:flavin oxidoreductase/NADH oxidase. The transcript has a single exon. Gene Ontology annotation, molecular function: FMN binding; NADPH dehydrogenase activity. Bases 1 to 1179 code for a protein of 392 amino acids. The record is from RefSeq and is a predicted model, not a curated record. NCBI's taxonomy places the organism in Eukaryota, Fungi, Ascomycota, Sordariomycetes, Glomerellales, Glomerellaceae.
AUGGCUCCCACCAACAUCUCGGAGAGCAAGUUGUUCAAGCCGCUCAAGAUCGGCAAUGCCCAGCUCAACCACCGCAUAGCAAUGGCGCCGUUGACGCGGUACCGCAACGACACGAACCACGUGGCCAAGCCUUUCGUCCCAAGAUACUAUGGCGAGCGCGCCUCCACUCCCGGCACCCUGAUCAUCUCCGAGGCUACCGGCACGUCAAUGCAGGAGACUGGAGUGCGGCAAGGCCCGGCUUUCGUUACCGAUGAGCAAGUUGCUGCUUGGCGAAAGGUCAUCGCCGCGGUCCACGACAACAAGUCGGUGUGGUUCCAGCAGAUCUGGGCACAGGGACGUGCCGCCGAUCCCGAAUACCAGAAGGAGCGCGGUUACAAGUUCCGGUCAUCCAGCGCCGUCCCCAUGGAGCCUGGCGCUGCUGUCCCCGAAGCAAUGACAGAAGACGAGAUUCUGGGUGUUAUCCAGGACUUUGUAGACACGGCGAAGAGAGUUGUCGACGCCGGCGGCGACGGAGUCGAGAUCCACGGGGCACAUGGCUACCUUCUCGACCAGUUUCUGUCCGACUCAGUCAACCAACGAACCGACAGGUGGGGUGGUUCAAUCGAGAAUCGAUCCCGACUCCUCCUCGAGGUUGUCAAGGCAGUCGUUGAGGCCAUCGGCGCUGAGAGGGUGGCACUCCGGCUAUCCCCGUACGCCUCCUUCCAGGGUGCCGAGUCAUCGGACAUUCAUGGCCAGUAUUCCUACAUCAUCAAGGAACUCAAGAAGAUGAACGCUCCCUUUGCGUACUUGUCGUUGGUCGAGGCCCGUGGCGACCCUGCAAAGCUAUUGAGCCCCGACCUGGACUCGGGGGCUGAGCAAACGCUCGACUUCAUCCUCGACAUCUGGGACAACCUGUCGCCUGUGAUUGUGGCCGGAAAUUACAGCCCCGAGACUGCCUCUCGAGCACUGGAGGAGCACUACGCAAAGUGGGAUGUCAUUGUUGCUUUUGGAAGGAGCUUCCUCGCCAACCCUGACCUCGUAUGGCGCAUCAAGCACGGUGUGCCUCUUACGAAGUACCACCGGUUUUCGUUCUACAUCAAGGGCUCUGAGAUCGGCUACAACGACUACACUUUCAGCCAAGAAUACAUUGACGCGCGGAGAGAAUGGGGAGUGGCAAACCUGGAAUCGAAUGCCAAAUAA